Messenger RNA from Gamsiella multidivaricata, 725 nucleotides. Its product is annotated as 50S ribosomal protein L30e-like protein. The record is from RefSeq and is a predicted model, not a curated record. Lineage: Eukaryota; Fungi; Mortierellomycota; Mortierellomycetes; Mortierellales; Mortierellaceae. Gene Ontology annotation, biological process: ribosome biogenesis; rRNA pseudouridine synthesis; snRNA pseudouridine synthesis. Gene Ontology annotation, cellular component: box H/ACA snoRNP complex; nucleolus. Gene Ontology annotation, molecular function: box H/ACA snoRNA binding. The coding region runs from base 59 to 604 and encodes 181 amino acids. The transcript is spliced from 3 exons.
CUCGUUCACAGCACUCACUCACCCAGACACACCCCCUCACACUUCACAUAUCAUCAGCAUGGCCAAGGAGCGCAAGGAAAAAAAGGAGAAGAAGUCCUCCAAGGCUGAGAAGGUCGAGAAGGUUGAGAAAGUCGAUAAGAAAAUCGAUGCCGGCAACGAAUCUGAUAUGGAUGUUGAUGCUCCCGCUCGCAUCGUUGACAUCUCUCCAAUCGCCUCUCCUUUGGCCGCCGAUAAGUUGACGAAGAAGCUGUUGAAGACCGUCAAGAAGGCUGCCAAGGCCAAGCAUGUGAAGCGUGGUGUCAAGGAGGUCGUCAAGGGUCUCCGUAAGGGCGAGAAGGGUCUUGUAUUGAUUGCGGGCGACAUUUCACCCAUCGAUGUGAUCACGCACGUCCCAGUCCUGUGCGAGGAGAACGAUGUGCCCUACAUUUUCUUGCCUUCGAAGGAGGAUCUUGGAACUGCAGGAUCGACCAAGCGCCCCACUUCAUGCGUGAUGGUUGUCUUGGGUGGCAAGAAGAAGGAUAUGGAUGGUGCCAAGGACUACAAGGAGUUGUACGAUGAGUGCUAUGCCAAGGUCAAGGAGCUGGAUGAGGCUAUCGUCUAUUAGAUACAUGAAUGAUACAGUUCCUUAAUCUCCUCCAUUGCGUCCUUCUCCAUCUUGUACUAUUGUUUUGUAGUUUCCCUUUUAUUUUUUGUCAUUAAAGCAUUUGACCUUUCUUUUUUCAUAA